Molecule: messenger RNA, 1380 nt
Organism: Vollenhovia emeryi
Lineage: Eukaryota; Metazoa; Arthropoda; Insecta; Hymenoptera; Formicidae
Exons: 3
Coding region: 188-685 (165 amino acids)
Source: RefSeq, a predicted model, not a curated record
AGCCGCCGGCCGCCAUGUUGCUCACGCACGCGCGCGCGCGUGCGUGUGUGUGUGUGUCGCGUAAAGGUUACCGACCAAAGUCUCGAGAAGACGACACUUGGCGUGCGAGUGAUCGCUGCUCCGCGGAAAGGAAUCUUCCGGCGACUCGCGGCACGAGAAGACGCGUCGCAACACGACGAGAGGAAAGAUGUCCGCUCCGGGAAACGGCGGUGGCGAUGCCGCUAGCGGCGGCAACGGCAACGGUUGCUGCUCGACGAUCGUCAAGAAGCUCGGCCUGCGACCGGUCACGCGGUGCAACCUCGCCAAGUUCUACGCGCCGGCAUUCGGCGCCGCCUCGUACACCGCGAUGUCCGUCAACGUCAUGAACCCGAGCCUCGUCGUCAAAAUAUUUCCGAAGAGGGACAUUACGAAUUUUUUACUGGCUGGCACUCUGGUUGGCACCGGAUCGUACAUCUAUACACGUGAACACAUGAAGUCCGCGCCGCAGUCUGUGAGAAUUCUGUACAGCGCUACCGGCGCGGUAUUACUGAGCCUGGGAUCAGUCUUACUGUGGGCGGUGAUACGUUCCAUAGUGCCGCCAAGCCCGGUCUGCUGUACGGUAGCUGGCAUCGGCACCGGAGUCGCGUUUCUGAAAGUCGGCUCGAGUUAUCUCGAAUUUGUGGACGGGCAAAUAGCAAAAAAGUAGGCUGCGCCCUCACGCCUUCUGCCCUUUUCUUUCCCAUCUUCGAUUUGUAUUUCGAAUUUGUUACGGAAUUAAAUUAUAUUACGUCGAAACAAGGAACACGGCACACCUCUUGUCUGUUGCAUUUUGCGCGCGACUCCGUCGGAGUCGACGUGUCUUGUGGAAGUCUCGUCGCGCGGCGAAAGAUUAUGGAGAGCGAUUCGAUACUCCCAUCCAUCGGAUCCCUGAAAUUCUUUCGGGUGCAAACUAUAUGUAAGUAACGUGUUUUUCCACCACGGGUUUUAUAUACGCGCGUUUCGUUCUAAAGACAAAAAGAAAAGAGGUGCGGGCGGACACCUCGAUUCCGAAAGUGUGAAUUGUCGUAUCGCGCAAAAAUGCGACACCGGCGACCCUAGCGUUGAAGGUAAUUAUCCGCGGAUAGCAAACGUUAAACGCUUUUCUCUUCGCUCAUUGUUCGCCGGACUGCAUGUUACAAAUUGUUCGUUAUGGUAUACGUUGAUAAUGCAUUGCACACACUUUGGGAACUUUAAACGGGUCUCUCGUAAUUCCAGCGCGUUUAGGAAACCGGGAAAUAUGAGCGUCCUGUUGUCGACAAACACGUUUUAUAAUAAGCUGCAUAAGAAUGCAUCGUCAUGUGUAGAUAACUUGUCACCAUAAAUAUAUAAAUAUACAAAUUGUGACACGAUAGAAAAAAAGAA